AGAGGGCACUGAGAUGGUGUGAGACAGGAGCCCAGGGGAGAAAGAAAUUCAAGGAAAGAAACAAGAAGAAACCAAGGAGGCAGAAGCCACAAAGGGUCCAAGAGCGCAGUGCUGCAGGCAGGAAUGGCCCCAAGGAUGCUCUGGGCUAGACAGGCCAAAGGAACCCUGAGAGGCCAGGGGCUCAUCUGCUUGGUGAUCUCUCUACUCCUCCAGCACCCAGGAGUCCACAGCAAGUGCUACUUCCAAGCUCAAGCCCCCUGUCACUAUGAGGGGAAAUAUUUCACCCUGGGUGAGUCUUGGCUCCGCAAGGACUGUUUCCAUUGCACCUGUCUGCAUCCUGUCGGUGUGGGCUGCUGUGACACGUCCCAGCAUCCCAUCGAUUUCCCUGAUGGGUGUGAGGUACGUCAGGAGGCAGGAACCUGCCAGUUCUCUCUGGUUCAAAAAUCUGACCCUCGGCUGCCUUGUAAAGGGGGAAGACCCAACCCAGAGUGGGGCUCAGCUAACACUCCUGAUCCUGUGGUUCCUGCUCCCCGCUCCAGCUAAACUCAACUGAUCAUCCUUCGGCUGAUUGCCCACUGCUGCUGCCACUUCCAGGGAAACCACUAGCAGCUGCCAAUUUAUUCUGAAUAAAUAAAUUAAUACUAGAGCUGA
Messenger RNA from Chrysochloris asiatica (Cape golden mole), 651 nucleotides. RefSeq names its product microseminoprotein, prostate associated (gene MSMP). The record is from RefSeq and is a predicted model, not a curated record. The coding region runs from base 124 to 543 and encodes 139 amino acids. The transcript is spliced from 3 exons. Lineage: Eukaryota; Metazoa; Chordata; Mammalia; Afrosoricida; Chrysochloridae.